AUGAGCCCCAGUAAAAAUAAAAAUAAAAACAAGUUCGACACCAAGGUCGCGACACGGUGCGAGCACAACUUUGCACAGGAGAGCAAGAAACCCGCUCGAACAAUGUCCGCCCCGUCAUGCGCCGUCAAGGGAGAAGUUGCAUACUCACCACUCAUGUUGGAGGGACCCGAGGAUCCGCUUCGUCGAGAACCCGUCGUGUCGACUUCGAACAAGGCCAAGCAAAACGCGACGCCCGAGUCAGCGCCUCGGGUCGCCCGAACGGCACCAAAAGUCGCAGUCGACUCGUCCGAGGAGACGGCUCGAAGGGGUUGCCCCGGUGGAUCGAUCUAUCGAUACCGAACCGUGACCACGCAACUCGACCGUGCCUUGAGGAACGAUGUUGGGAGGCCGGCAGCCACGGAUGCGCCACGACCACUCGCGUCACCACACCUCUUCCUCCUCAUCUCAACUCGAUCAGGAUGAUCACCCAGCUGGUUCCACGGCUAUAACACCCGUCAACAUCUUGGCUUGUUUUAGAGAGUCGCCUCGUCUUUGUGUGAAUCAGUGUUUGGUUGAUAAGCUCAAGCUGUUGAGGGAGGAGAGGUUCUUGCUUUACGGCAGUGAGUUUGACGCGGUGGGCAGGGAGGUGGGGGGGUGGCAAGGCAGAGGGGGUGACGCGCGUUUGCGAGGGGACUGAACUAGCAGACUUUCAUCAAGAUGGUUCCAUACUCACGAAGUCUUCGUUUCUUCAGGUGCUCAUCCCAAAGCCAUCUCUUACGCCACGGCUAUCAGCGUCAUCAUCGGCACACCUUGGAAGAUCCGGACGGCCGAGCAGGCCAGAUCUUUGCCCAAAGUCAGUCUUUCAACCCUGAAUGUGAGAGUGAAGACGUUCUUGAUCCAACCGUUGUUAUCUUCCUCCCCAGGUCGGCGAGAAAAUCGUAACCAAGAUUGAAGAAUACCUCCGCACGGGCGAGAUCGACGAUGCAGGUGAGUCCGUGUCCUCACCUCAAGAAGUUCAUCGUUCCUGGGUGAGGAUUAACCGACUUUGCUGCUGUUGUCGGAAAACACAGUUCGAGUGGGAAACAACUCGAAAGUCCUGGCUUUGAAGGACAUGUCGGCAGUUCAUGGAGUUGGUCAGUCGUGGAAGCGGACACCGGAAGCCAUGAUCAUCAAUCACGCUCUGAACAUUCCGCUCGUAUUUUGCAGGCCACGUCAUGGCGAACAGCCUCUAUACCAAAGGACUGCGGUCUCUCCAAGAGAUGCGUGAUUCAAAACAAUGGGAAAAGGAAUUCCAAUGGCAUGAUGAUAUCCAACAAAAGUCCGUUCUUGAUUGAGCCUUUAGCGAAAACUCGGUCGUAUUGACCCAUUCGAGCUUUCUAUCCGGAACAGAAUGCCGCGGCAUGAAGUCGAGUCGAUCCAUGAGUUCAUCAAAAUCCAGAUCGAAAAGGUCGAGCCGGGAGCGACGACCUUGUUAUGCGGAGGGUCAGUCCCGAACGUGUUUCACUAUGAUCCUGACGCAUCCGCUUACUCACGAUGAAUCCUCGUCUUGAUGACGACAGCUACCGCCGAGGCAAAGAGCUCUCGAACGAUGUCGACAUCCUCAUCACUUACGCCGAGAACGACGGCAAAGAACGUGGUGUCCUAGCCAGGCUCGUCGAGCGACUACGCGUAAAGGGUCCGAUCUUCAUCCCGAGACCCCUAUCUCCCAAACCUCUCUUCUGAUGAUCCACCCCUCCCUCUCAGGUUUCAUACCCCCCGACGGCGUACUGUCCCUCCACACCAGAAAGUAA
Messenger RNA from Microbotryum saponariae, 1769 nucleotides. The record is from the annotation of a GenBank genome assembly. Lineage: Eukaryota; Fungi; Basidiomycota; Microbotryomycetes; Microbotryales; Microbotryaceae.